AAACCCACUUCCAAACUCGUCUUCUUCCUAGAGAGAGAGAGAGAGAGAGAGAGAGAGAGAGCGAAGCAUUUUAGAGAGAGGGAGUCUUUUCUUUUUUGGCGCCCUUUCCUCGAAGCAAUUGGGCACAAGACCAUCAAGAUUCCCCUCUUUUUCCUCAUAAUCGCUUCUUUUUUAUGCCCAAAAAAAAGAAAAAAAACCAAACCCUCAAUCUCUAUCAAUACCCAUCUCUUUCUGUUCAAUCAAUCCUUCAAUACACAGUCCCUAUUUUGACUUUUUAACUCUCUCCGUGUCUCCAAUGGCCUCUCAGCAACAAUUAUCUUCAAUCAAGGGCGCAAAAGUGCUUAUGGUCGGUGCUGGUGGUAUUGGCUGUGAGCUUCUCAAAACCCUAGCUCUCUCUGGCUUUGAGGACAUCCAUACUAUUGAUAUGGACACAAUUGAAGUGAGUAACCUAAAUAGACAAUUCUUGUUCCGAAAAUCACAUGUUGGGCAAUCUAAGGCCAAAGUUGCUCGCGAAGCUGUGUUAAGAUUUAGGCCUCACAUAAGCAUUACGCCAUACUAUGCAAAUGUUAAAGAUGCACGCUUCAAUGUUGAGUUUUUUAAGCAAUUCAAUGUUGUUUUGAAUGGACUUGACAACUUAGAUGCAAGGCGACAUGUAAACCGCCUCUGCUUGGCAGCUGAUGUUCCAUUGAUAGAGAGUGGGACUACUGGGUUUCUAGGGCAGGUUACUGUACACAUCAAGGGUAAAACAGAAUGUUAUGAAUGCCAGCCGAAACCAGCUCCAAAAACUUAUCCUGUGUGUACUAUCACAAGUACUCCAUCAAAGUUUGUUCACUGUAUUGUAUGGGCAAAGGAACUACUUUUUGCCAAGCUCUUUGGGGACAAGAAUCAGGAAAAUGACCUAAAUGUGCGUUCCAGUGAUGCUACUAGACAAUCUGAACAUGCAGAAGAUGUUUUUGAACGUAAAAAGGAGGAAGACAUUGAGCAAUAUGGGAGGAGAAUAUAUGAUCAUGUUUUUGGUUAUAACAUUGAAUCAGCUUUAUCUAAUGAAGAGACAUGGAAACACCGUAACAGACCAAAGCCUAUAUACAGUAGAGAUGUCCUGCCUGUUGAACUUACUCAACAGAAUGGAAAUGUGGAUAAAAAUUCUGUGGCUGAUGAUCUGUCAUCUGUGUCUGCUAUGGCCUCUCUAGGGUUGAAGAAUCCACAAGAUAUAUGGAGCCUAAGUGAAAAUUCAAGAAUAUUUUUUGAGGCGUUAAAAUUAUUUUUUGUGAAAAGAGAGAAGGAGAUUGGGAACUUAACUUUUGAUAAGGACGAUCAGUUAGCCGUAGAAUUUGUUACUGCUGCUGCAAACAUUCGGGCUGCUUCUUUUGGAAUUCCUUUGCAUAGCCUUUUUGAAGCUAAAGGUAUUGCUGGUAAUAUUGUUCAUGCUGUUGCAACAACAAAUGCUAUCAUUGCUGGGUUGAUCGUGAUCGAGGCAAUUAAGGUGCUGCAGAAUGAUGCUAACAGUUAUAGGAUGACAUAUUGCCUUGAACAUCCAUCAAGAAAGAUGCUUCUUAUGCCAGUGGAGCCGUUUGAGCCAAACAAAUCCUGCUAUGUCUGUUCUGAGACACCUUUGUUGCUUGAGGUUAAUACUUAUUGUUCAAAGUUGAGGGACUUUGUUGAGAAGAUUGUUAAAGCUAAGCUUGGCAUGAGUUUUCCGUCGAUUAUGCAUGGGGCAUCCCUCCUUUAUGAGGUUGGUGAUGAUCUUGAUGAAGCUAUGAUAACAAACUACGCGGCAAACCUAGACAAGGUUCUGUCUGAGUUGCCUUCUCCAGUCACUGGUGGGACAAUUCUCACAGUUGAUGAUCUUCAACAAGAACUGUCCUGCAGUGUCACUAUUAAGCAUAGAGAGGAAUUUGAUGAGGAAAAGGAACCUGAUGGGAUGGUUCUCUCUGGAUGGACACAAGCCCCUGCAAAAGAGGACAACAAUAUCUCUGCUAACAAUGGUGCGAGCACAUCAAACACAUCUCAGGCAGCUUCUCUGGAGACCGUGGAGGUUAAUGAAAUACAAAUAGUUCCGACCGGGGCUGGAAGUGUUUCAUCUGGGACGAAAAGAAAGCUGUCUGACAUGUCUGAUGCUGCUGAUCCGGAUCAUUCUAGUGUCAUCACCGAGACAAGUAAGGAAGAACUGCAAGAACUUGAUGAUGAUGAUGGCGAUGAUGUUGUGAUGAUCGAUGAUGUUAAUUCAGAUGGAAGCAAGAAGAAGAGGUUGCAAUAGUUGUGUGGAUCUAACCAUCACGUUCUAAUUUUGUACCAUUAUGUGGAAAUUGUGAUUCUUUUUAUGCUAAAAUAUUUUCACUUUAGAUACUUGUAAUCUUUUUCUUUUUUUUCCCAGUUCACAUUUUGCCAUUUAAAGUUUAGGAACAACUUUUGUAUUUGUCCUAACUUGUAGAGUUGGGUGGGGCUGAAAAUCGUAAUUAUCAGUAUUUUUUGUUUUUGCUUUUGGAAAUUAGUGUAUGAAUGAAUAUUGGGUAUUAAUGGCAAAUUUCUGACCCUGGUUCUAGUUAA
Messenger RNA from Camellia sinensis, 2547 nucleotides. RefSeq names its product SUMO-activating enzyme 2 (gene SAE2). Gene Ontology annotation, biological process: protein sumoylation. The record is from RefSeq and is a predicted model, not a curated record. NCBI's taxonomy places the organism in Eukaryota, Viridiplantae, Streptophyta, Magnoliopsida, Ericales, Theaceae. Gene Ontology annotation, cellular component: SUMO activating enzyme complex; cytoplasm. Gene Ontology annotation, molecular function: SUMO activating enzyme activity.